ACGGACUUUGCAUGGCCUAUAGUCAAUUAGAUAGGAAAAGUCGAGAAGUUGGAAAAGUCGGAAGCAAGAGAGAAUGGAAAAGUCGGAAGCACGAAAGAAACCAAGAAGGCACGGCACGGGCACGGACACAGACUGUGUAUGCUUUUAAGGUAGAGAGCAACAACAGACUGAUUGUUUAGUUGAUUCGUUAACUGCAGUUGAUGCUACAAAAGCAACUGGAAAGCUGGUUCACGCCUGCUGGAACAAACUCAGCUGCAGGCAGUGGUAUUGCAGUGAUUAUUAAAUGAUGGCGGCAAUAGAUAUAUUCGGUGUCUUUCUUAAUAUUAUUGCACCUCUUCUGGUUACCGGUGUUUUCCUCCGAUAUUUGACCGCCAGAAUAAGAAACAAGAACAAGCAGUCGGGUUUGCGUCUUCCUCCGGGGAGCUUUGGGUGGCCGAUUCUCGGGGAAACACUGGAGUUUCUUCAGAGCGGAUGGGAUGGGGAACCGGGAAGGUUUCUGAAACAAAGAAUGGAGAAGCAUCAGAAUCCUCCAGUCUUCAAGACUUCAUUGACCGGUGAGCCUAUGGCCGUCUUAUCCGGCCCUGCAGCUCAUAAGUUCUUGUUUGGCAACGAAAACAAGCUGGUCCAGGUCUGGUGGCCUCCCUCAGCAAAGAAGCUGCUGGGGAAUGGGCUGUCUAACUCCGUUGGGGAGGAAGCCAAGCAUACCAGGAAGAUGCUGUCUUACUUCCUCACCCCAGAUGCCCUGAUGCGACUCUAUAUCAAAACGGUGGAUCAGGUCACUCAGCACCACAUCGCCAUUCACUGGCAAGGUAAAGAGGAGGUGAAGACAUUUCCAGUGGUUAAGUUGUACACCUUUGAGCUUGCGUGUCGACUGUUUAUGAGCCUAGAAGACCCUCGGCACAUUGAAAAGCUUGCUGCCCUCUUCAAUGUUUUCUUGAAAGGCGUCAUAUCCAUCCCCCUCAACUUCCCAGGGACAAGAUUCUAUCGUGCCAUCAGAGCUACAGGAGCUGUUAGGAAGGAACUGAUGGUGAUUCUCAAAGACAGGAGACUGGCCUUGGAACAGAAAACUGCUUCCCCUUCACAAGAUCUUUUGUCGCACUUGCUUGCAUCUCCGGAUGACAACGGAAAGUUCAUGUCUGAAUCGGAGAUCAUAAACAACAUUUUACUGCUACUCUUCGCUGGCCAUGACACUUCGAGUGUUGCCAUAACACUAGUCAUGAAGGUACUAGGGGAACUUCCACAAGUUUAUCAAAAGGUCUUGAGAGAGCAAACUGAGAUUGCUUCAUCAAAAGGAGCGGACGGAUUCCUGCAAUGGGAGGAUAUACAGAAGAUGAAGUACUCAUGGGAUGUAGUCUGUGAAGUCAUGAGACUCUGGCCACCAAUAAUGGGAGCUUUUAGAGAAGCAAUCGUUGAUUUAAAUUAUGCUGGUUAUGACAUCCCCAAAGGAUGGAAGCUAUACUGGACUCCCGCUUCGACGCAUACAGAUCCCAGUUUCUUUCGGGACGCCAUGAACUUUGAUCCGUCAAGAUUCGAAGGAGCAGGACCUACACCUUUUUCUUAUGUUCCUUUUGGAGGAGGACCUCGUAUGUGCUUAGGGAAGGAGUACGCUCGGGUGGAGAUAUUGGUCUUUCUCCACAAUGUGGUAAACAAAUUUAGAUGGAACUUAUUGGUUCCUGAUGAGAAGAUAAUCUAUGAUCCCAUGCCCACCCCUGUUGAAGGACUUCCAAUCUGCCUUCGCCCUCACAAUCCUUAAAUGGGUUUACUUGUAUAUUACAGUGAGACAAUCCGGGCAUGUCUGUCGUUUAACUACAGUUUGUACCCUGUAAGUGUAAGCUACACUGCUACUGAUAUCUCCUUCUUGGCAUCGGAGAAAAGCAAAAGGUGUUUACAGUUUCUGAGUUUUC
Messenger RNA from Coffea arabica (coffee), 1904 nucleotides. RefSeq names its product beta-amyrin 28-monooxygenase. Lineage: Eukaryota; Viridiplantae; Streptophyta; Magnoliopsida; Gentianales; Rubiaceae. Gene Ontology annotation, molecular function: iron ion binding; heme binding; monooxygenase activity. Gene Ontology annotation, biological process: sterol metabolic process. The record is from RefSeq and is a predicted model, not a curated record.